AUGCACGCCGCGGCGCAACUGCUUUUCGGUGAGCAGACCGAACCAGCGCUCCACCAGGUUCAGCCAGGAGGCGCUGGUGGGUGUGAAGUGCAUAUGGAAGCGGGGCCGCUUGGCCAGCCAGUUGCGGAUCAGCGCCGUCUUGUGGGUGGCGUAGUUGUCCGCGAUCAGGUGGACGUCGAGGUCGGCGGGCACCUCGGCCUCGAUGGUAUCGAGGAAUUUGCGGAACUCCACGGCCCGGUGCCGUUGGUGGCAACGACCAAUCACCUUGCCGUCCUGGUGUCCAAGGCGGCGAACAGCGAAGUGGUGCCGUGA
Geodia barretti is the source of this 312-nucleotide messenger RNA. The record is from the annotation of a GenBank genome assembly. Lineage: Eukaryota; Metazoa; Porifera; Demospongiae; Tetractinellida; Geodiidae.